AUGAAUAUUAUUCACGUUUUCAUCGCAAUCACGUUUAUGAAAUACUCAAAAUGCUAUGUCAUUGAAGACUCGGGAAAAGUGGACGGACAAAAGCAGCUAUUAAGAAAAUUGGAAAUUUUACAAGAACCAAAAAAUGAAAUAUCUACAUCGCAAAUAGAAAAACCAAUUGGAGUGCCAGAAAACGGAACAAGCACAACGCAGCAAAAACAAGAAAAUGAAACGGUCCUUAGAGAAGAUAAGGAGAAGAGUUGUCUAACUCUGUUCUUCGAUCAGGUUGCCAAAAUAUUCAAACACUUAUUUUACGGGGACGCUGAUAAACCGAGCAAUUCUAGAAUUGAACUUCUCGAAUCGGAUUUUGCAGUAACCAACGAUAGUGGAACUUCAAGGGAAAUAUCCAAUCAUCACGACAUAUUUACCAACAGAUUCGACUUGACUGACCCUAACGCUGAAGUGGAAAUCUUCGAGCCGAGGUAUCACGGUCGACUGAAAGAAGAGACUAAAGAAGCAUUGAAAUGUCCUGAAGGAUACAUAAUGACGCCCAAUGGUUGUACCGUGAGAAAUUCUAAAAUGAUUAUAUCGGUGCCUAAUCAAUGUCCCAUUGGAUAUAGACAAGAUUGGUUGGGAUUCUGCAGGAAAAUAAUGUUUUUCGGAGGAAAAAUUGCCUACAAUGAUUAUUAG
Messenger RNA from Bombyx mandarina (wild silkworm), 678 nucleotides. RefSeq lists its product as uncharacterized. The record is from RefSeq and is a predicted model, not a curated record. NCBI's taxonomy places the organism in Eukaryota, Metazoa, Arthropoda, Insecta, Lepidoptera, Bombycidae.